GUUAGACCAACGAUGUUUCUUUUUGUUCUAUCCAUAGGAUUCUUUCUACGCAUCGGAAAUUCAAUGAACCGUCGCAAUUUAAAAAAAACAGUUUGAUGAUUGGAUUUAGCAGGAAAUGGAUUGGUUUUGAGAGAGAUGUGAUGGAAACGUGUAUCUUAAAAUAAAUGUACAUAGAAAAACAGUUCACAUGCCCCAACUCGUUAAAUCGUUUAAACUCUUUGCUACUUUCAAUUUCUAUUCUUCGAAGACCACAACACAAAUAAACCGAAGAAAUUUUCCUUGACAGAAAGAAUGAUAGCUCUGAAAUUGAGUUCUUACAUUAAUAUGAACCAAAUCAACAAGUUUAUGAUAAAUAGAGCGCAUUUCGAGUGGAGCGUGCGGCGAAUGCAUCACGUGGCCAUUCAACGUGAUUUUCCGUUUACUUUUGGUUUUCAUAAGCAUGCGUGAAAGACCGUAACACAAUCCAUUGCCAAGUGUGAGUUGGUUCGAAAACAUUCAAUCGGUCUAAGCAAUUCCAUAACAAUAUUGUAAACGAAAUUGGUGUGUGAUCAGUUGUAAAUAGAAAUUUUCCACUUUUUUGAGGAGUCAGUUUGAGAUAAGUUCAGUACACUACACAUCGAGCGGCCGAAGCAAACAGACGCUUUUUUGAAUUCUGUUACAGUUCCGUCAGAUACACAGAAUGUUUUUCAAUUCAUUCUGAUCAGUUCGAAAUUUAGAAGUAAUUUUUUAGAUGAAAAUACAGAAUUUUGAGUUUUUUUUGUGGAAUUCUUUAAAUUGAACAAAAUAAAAUAAGUUGUGUAAUUCAAAUAUUUUUGUAAUUUCAACAAAAAUUUUAAAAAAUUGAAUGAAAAUUACUAAAAAUCCAAGUGGAAAUCUUGGUGUGAUUUAAGCGUUAAUUUUUUUCUCGAUAAAGAUAAGUUCUUUUUGUCGUGAAUAAAUCGGUUUUGUGCAGAAAUUCGAGUGAUUUCAAAGACAUUCCCCAGUUCACCGAUGAUACUACUGGCGUGUGAAAUAAAAAUCGAUAAUUGUGUGAAUUUUUUCGAUGUAAAAGAUAAUUGGACAAAGGUGAAGAAGAGAAGCCCAUACACAAAUUGGAUCAAAGAUUUUGCGGCGAAAUUAUGUUUGCUGUUUAAAUAGCUAUGAGCUGCAUUAAAUUCUUGCAUAAGACAAUUUAUGAAAGUACUAUUAGAUAGCGAAGUUGUUUGUUGACGAAAACGAAACGGCCGAAUCAAAGUUUACGUUAAAAUUGUUAUGGUAAGCAAUCGAUGCCAAUUACUAUCGAAAUGUUCAUAGAGCUUGUUUCGUAUUAUAAAGAAACCAUAGAGUACCUUCAAUCGUUAGCAAGUGCAAAGCGGAUCUAGAUCACCACAUGAAAUUCUUUGAAAAUCAGUGAGUUCAAGGUACAUCAGUAUUGCCGACCGUAGAUAGUAUAAUUGUGAUUCCGUGAAAUUGAAUCAUCUUAUUCAAGCGGCGUCCAGUAAAAAAAACGCGUACAUAUCACGUUUCAAUGUAUACGCGUGUAAGCUACGAGCAUGAUUCAGGUUCAUAGUAAAUACUAAUUUCAAUGGCGACAUCAGCAAAUGCAUCGUGAUUCAGGAUAUCAGACAAAGCAAAUACGAUUCACACCAAAAGUAAACAAGAAUUGAAUGGUCAUUCCAGAGAAGCGAGAAAAAAACGUAGUUUAUAAAAAAAUACGUACACGCGCAUUUGAAUUUUGUGCAGCGAUAGAGGAAAAAUUGCAGAUAUUUUGAUGAAACACGAAUUGAGAGAAGCGCCAACCGUCCACCGUACUACAUAGUAUGUAUGAAGGGAUUAGUCGUCGAUCACAGUUAUUUGGAGAAAUUAUGGAAAGGAUGUAUUUGAGUCAGAAGAUUGAUAGUACAUUUUUGGCGUUGGGAAAAGCAGUCGACGACGAAUAUAAUGUGUCUGAUCGGGCGCUAGAUGCUCUCAACGAAAUCUACUGCAAAUUAACAUGUGAGGACCAAACGUUGCGUACAUUUCGUCGUGCACUUGGACUGGGACACUAUGUGAAAAAUGACCUUAUCCCAUUUCUGAUCAAUGUCAAAGAUCCAAAACUCAUCGAUAUGAUGAUUCGCAUUUUGGUGAAUUUAACAAUGCCCGUCGAAUGCUUAUUCUCCACAAAAGUAAUGAUGCGUACCGAAAUUGGCCGACACACCGUAUCCGAUUUAACAAUGUUGCUAACAAGCUGCAAGGAAUCGUUUACAGAUGCUCGUGCAACACGUGCAGUCAUCGAACACAUGAAAAAUGUUAUUGACAAUGGCAACAAGCUGCUAUUCGAACAGUGUGACAGUAUCAAUAAUUGCCUGUUAUUACUGCGCAAUAUCUUGCACAUUCCGGAAAAUCUUGCACAUUCACAUGGCAUCGUAGGCGAACGAAAAAACCACACGGCAUCGAUGCAAAAUAAAAUCAUUUGGCAUUUAUUUAUGAUGAGCAUUGACAAACUAUUGCUGUUUUUGAUGUCAUGUUCGCAACGUGAUUUUUGGAGCGUUACAAUGGUUCAAUUGAUUUCGGUCGUAUACAAGGAUCAGCAGGCGAGCACAUUGCAGAAAAUGCUCAAUGUUUGGCUAGAAGACGCGCUGUCCGAUAGCUCGGAUGACUUUGAAAGUAACACAACACCGCCGCAGAAAGAAAACAGCGGCGAAUCAAGUCCCGUUCUCACAUCAGAUCCCACAUCGGACUCAUCGGAUAAUGGAGGUGGCAAUGGGAAAAACACAGACAAAACCAGCGAAGCUACCAGACGAACACAAGCAGAUGUGAAAAGUGUGGAAGCCGCUUUGCAUUUACAGUCACAGCAGAGCAUCGAACAGUGUAAAAAGAAUACGGACGAAUCGGCUACGUUAACACUGACCGAAGACGAAAUGAACGACGAAGCAGAAAAACCAGUUGAGAAGCAAAGUAAACAGUUUCAAUGGAAUAUUGAAAUCGAUCCAUCCGAGCCAAAUGUAGCUGAAAAUAAGGCAGCUGAAACAUUUGAUGAAAAUGGUAAAAAACGAACGCAAUAUCCGUUAACAACGGAUCAAUCCGAUUGUGGCUAUGGUACUCAUCCCGAAUCCACUUCGAUCACCAGUAGUGAAGACCAUUCAAAUAAAAAUUUCCACCAAAAACCACAACGAUUCCAUGUGGUUAAAAAGCCAUGCAAAGUGCUGUCAAUGCAAGAGCAAAAAGAUCGACGUCGAAAAAAGCUUGUGAAAAGAAGCAAAAGCAGUCUUAUCAAUAUGAAGGGACUGGUUCAUCAUACACCCACUGAUGAGGAUAUUUCGAAUAUUUUGAAGGAAUUCACGGUGGAUUUUUUGCUCAAAGGAUACGGUCAUUUAAUGCAGGAGCUUCAUGCUAAACUAUUGUCCGAUUCGGAUUUGCAAACGCACAUUGACACCUCCCACUUUUUCUGGCUGGUCACUUAUUUUCUCAAAUUUGCUGCUCAAUUGGAACUUGAUCUCGAGCACAUCAAAUGUGUUCUGUCUUACAAAAUUGUGAGCUAUUUAACCUAUGAAGCGGUUAUGCUCUAUGAACAACUUGAGCUAACGUCACGACAUUAUGAAAUUGAUUUGGAACCAAGCCUACGGCGAAUGCACUUGGUCGUAACGGCAAUUAGAGAAUUUUUACAAGCGCUCAACACGUACUCAAACAUUGGACAUUUGAGCACAAGCGAUGUGGAAUACAUUCGCUUCUUGCAAUUACAAAUUAGUGUUACUGAAGAUUUGAAACAACUGUUUAUCCUGUUGAUCAGAAAUUACAAGCCAUCGAUUCAGAGCAAACAAUAUCUACAAGAUUUAAUUGUCACCAAUCAUAUUUUACUUCUGAUUCCGGAUUCGGUUGAAAAUGCAUCGGAUCCAAAGACCAAGGCCAAACUGAAGGAGCAUAUUCAACAAUUUGCCACCGUUGAAAUGAUGCAACAAUACGGGAUUCUUCUGGAAGGCUUUUUAGAAAAUGGUGAAUUCGUAAAUGAUUGCAUUCUCACGAUGAUGUAUCACAUUGGUGGCGAGCUUGGAAAAGUGACAGCCCUAUUUCAACCGGUUAUACUGAAAACGUAUUCGAGAAUCUGGGAAACGGAAUAUGAACUAUGUGAUGAUUGGUCCGAUCUAAUUUUCUAUGUAAUGACAAAAUUUAUAAGUACACCUCAGAAACCACCAAUUAACCUAUCAUCGGCACCAUCUUUAGCUGCUGGAAAUCACGUUGAUCAUUCAAAUGAAAAGAGUCUGUGCUAUGAUGCCUGGUGCAAAGAAGAAAUGGAUGUGCUCUAUUGGUUCUACGAAGAGAGCAAAAGUUAUCCGGAUAGCAUUGGACAAAUUUUGAAACGUUUUCGCGAUAGUAAUUUCAAGCCAAAGUAUCGCAUCGAUGUUAUACAACAGCUGUUGCAACAGGACAUCAUAAAUCGGUCUGAAUUCAAUGCAUUGAUGAAGUAUGAAAAUGUGGAGUUUGAACGAAAUUUCCAACUGAAACCAAAUGCAAGGUCGCCGAAUGAGUCAAACACUUCAGCCAGUAGCUCUGUUCGACCAGAUCAACAAGCAGAAAAGACACAUGAUGAUAUUCAGAUUCUCAAAGAGCGAUUACUUCGAGAGGAUAAAGGAAAACAUAUUCUCUGGUUGCAGAGCAUUUUGAUUGAGUAUUGCUUUGCUAAGCUUUGUUUUAUGAAGAAACAAAUCAUCGGAAAAAAUCAAGACGAAAUGAUAAUUAUUGAGCCAGUGCCACAUCAUUGCAUUCUGAAAAAAGAAUCAGUCCCAGUGGUGCCAUACAAUGCGGAACAGGCUGCCAUAUUAUCGUAUGAACCGUUUAUUUUACUAUUGCAUCAAUUGGGUUUUCAUUUGCCGGUUGAUGCUGGCAAACUGUUUGUACGUGUUCCAGAGUUUUGGACAGCUGAUAUUCUAUACCGCGUAGCUAAUAAGCUUGGACCAAUCGAUAAAACGGCACUCAAAUUCGAUGUGAAUGAAUUGAAAAUGAAAUCGACUCAGUUUACUAUGCUCGCAAUCAAUCACGAGGAAAAAUUCGAUAAAAAUGGCGAUGUUUUCAAAACAAAUGGCCAUCUUAAUUUUACUCUACCAACCAACAUACUUAACACCAGCUCGAUUUUGAAGCAAAUUCACACCAGUAGAUCGAAUACAAACCGCAAUUCAACCAGCACAAAUGGAUUUUCUGGAUUCGCUUGCCCGGAGUCAUCAAAUCCCGAUAUGUGUUUGCAUUUUUCCAGUUCUGUAUCCAUUUCGAUCGCAUCUAACGCAUCCAUUUCCAUCGUGCAAUCCAGCAAAGUGUCCGUAUCGAGCGAUCGAUCCAAAGUUCCGGCCGACUCAGUACAAAUGGACAUCGAUACAGAUUCAUCAUCGAAGCGAUUGGGCGAUAAAGAUAAAGAAGACAAAACAAGCUCUAUCGACUCAAUGUCUCUCGACACGACACCACCCGAUGAAAAAGCUAAUUAAAACUAGUUUCUGGUGCUAUGAGCACAAGAAAUAUUUUUGUACACAAUAGAUGGCCCGUUUUCUAUGUUUAAAUAAGAGAUGAGAUCAUUCAAAUAUUUUACUUAAGAUAUUUUUAUAUAAAAUUUAUUGAUUUUUGAUGUCGAAACAUGAAAUCUCUAUAGUUUCAUUUUAUUAAUUUUAAGAAAAAUUUUGUAUUUGGAUAUAAAUGUUAAAGCAUGAAUACAAACAAGCAACUUCGAUUCAAAAUAUUUUGAAAUGUAAUAUCUCCAUACUUUUGUAUGGAUGUCUGUUUUGUAUUUACUCGUUUUAAGAUAAUUUCGAAUUUAAGUCGCUCUGUUGUGCCCACGCAUUUAUAUAAUUCUUCGUUUUAGUAACUACUAAUUUUAUUGAUUGAAUGAAUUGAUAUAACGAUUAACAAUUUUGACAAAAUAUGAGAUUUGUUAGGGUAUGAAAAAAGAUGAAAUGUUUACGAUAUUGCAUUGCUUCAAUAUAAUUGAAAAGAAAUACAGGGUAGAUUUCUCACAAAAUGCAUUCGUUAGUUGGAAAGUGAUCAGUCAACAUAAGAAGAAAAUUAGGAUAAAAUUUAUAUAAUUAGAGUUCAGCACGGACGUUGCUCUAUAUCUUUAUAGAUAACAAAGAAUAUUUAUACUAAGUUUAAUAGUCGUGCAAUUGGAUUAUUUAAACGUGAAAGCAGCAGACAAACUGAAUGUAUAUUUUGUGGUUAAUCAUGUCAUACUUUUGUGUAUUGUAAGCUAGAAAGAAUGGAACUAAUGAAUAAGUUUAUCAUAUCAAUGUCAAAGAACUAAUAAAGAUUCAGUUGAAAGAAAAA
Sitodiplosis mosellana (orange wheat blossom midge) is the source of this 6261-nucleotide messenger RNA. It is a transcript of the gene tim, whose product is annotated as protein timeless. The coding region runs from base 1800 to 5432 and encodes 1210 amino acids. The transcript has 15 exons. Gene Ontology annotation, cellular component: replication fork protection complex. The record is from RefSeq and is a predicted model, not a curated record. Gene Ontology annotation, molecular function: DNA binding. Gene Ontology annotation, biological process: DNA replication checkpoint signaling; replication fork arrest; DNA repair. Lineage: Eukaryota; Metazoa; Arthropoda; Insecta; Diptera; Cecidomyiidae.